AGUGUUUUUGUUCCGGCUGACUGAAUGAACACGUUGAAGAAUGUAUUAAAGACAACAUGAUCAGAUGACCUGCAUGGAACAACAGAGGCGUGUCUUCACUGACCUUUCACUGACUUUUCCAGUUUAUCGAAGAUGAAACUAAACGUUUUCUCAGAGCUCAUCAGUAGUUUCUGUAGAAGAGAAAUGUAACAUUGUUGCUCUCAGAGAGGAAUAUGAAGACGUUGGUGACGUUUGGGAUCCUCCUGUAUGUGUCCUUCAGGAUCCAGGCUGCAGUGAUUGAGGUGUUUGAGGAGGCAGAGUCUGUCCUGCUGCCCUGCCUUUAUGGGGGAAUAAUUCCUGAAGAAGAUCCCUUCGUUACCUGGACUCGUAACGAUCACAACUCCAAAGUUUUCCUCUUUCGACAAGAAGGCAGUGAUCCAGAAGGACAGAACCAGAUCUACAGAGGAAGAACAUCAAUGAGUCCUGAUGCACUGGACACGGGAAACUACAGCCUCACCUUCAGAAAGCCUCAACUGUCUGACAGUGGGAACUACAUUUGCAGCAUUGCUGAUGGUGUAAAGACGCUAAAGCUGACAGAGGUUCAGCUCAAUGUCAAAGAUGUCCAGGAGGAGGUGAAGGUGAAUAGAGAUGCAGAGUUCGUUGUCUUGCCCUGCAAAACAUCUGCUGAUUUGCCCAAAGACACCAGAGUGGAGUGGACCAGAUCAGAACCACGAUUUAUGUUUGUUCAAGCGUAUCCAAACACAAGCACACGGAAUGCAGAAAGGGAAGAGCAUUACUGGGGCCGCACUGCCAUGAACAAAGACUUGUUGAGAACCGGAGACGUUAGCCUGACCCUGAGAGAUCCUGGAGCCAGAGACAGCGGACGCUACGUCUGCACCGUUUACAGAGGCAAAGACAUCCUGAGACAGAGAGUGGAUCUGGAACAGGCCCUUCUGGAGGUCCCUCUGCAUCCAGAGGGUACACCCGUCUGGGUCACAAUUUUCUUGGUGGUUCUCCUGGUUCUUGGAUUGUCUGGAAUUGUUUUAUUUUAUUUCCGUCACUAUUUCAUACCAGUCAAACAGGUGAAGGUAGAUUCAGGGGAAGAGUCUGUCCUGCUGCCCUGCACAGCCAAAAAGAAUCUGCCUGAAGAUGCUAAAGUGGAGUGGACGGACAAAGAUAAUUUAAAGGUCCAUGUGUAUGAAAAUGGUUCUGAUUAUCCUGGAGAACAGAGCCUGUUCUACAGAACCAGAACCAAGAUGGAUGAAAAUCUGUUGAUAACUGGAGACCUCAGUCUGACUCUGAAACAUCCCACAAUUGGAGACCAGAACUUCUACACCUGCAGAGUCUUCAACAGGGUCGGAGCUAUCCUGAUGAUGAAACAAUUAAAGCUUCAGGUGAAAGGCCAUCAGAUCAAAGUGGAUUCUGACGUGGAGUCGGUCCUGCUGGCCUGCAGAACCACAGAUCAUCUGCCAGGAGAUGCGAGAGUGGAGUGGAUAAAGAGCCCAGUUAAGAAGAUCCACGUGUAUGAGAACGGUUCUGAUCAGCCUGGAGAACAGAGCCAGUACUACAGAACCAGAACCAAGAUGAAUGAAGAACCGCUGAGGACUGGAGACCUCAGUCUGACUCUGCGAUGGCCCACUGUUGAAGACAGUGACAUCUACAUCUGUAAAGUCUCCAGCAGGAACGGAGACGUCCUGAUGAAGAAACAAGUUGAGCUGAAGGUCAAAGUCUGCCAGGUGGAGGUGGAAGAGGGGGCGGAGUCUGUCCUGCUGCCAUUCAGAACAACGCCUGAUCUACCUGGAGACGCUGAACUGGAGUGGAGAAAAGGAAUCUAUGUGACAGUCCAUGUUUAUCAGAAUAACUCUGAUCAGCCUGAGAAACAGAACCGGCUCUAUAUGAACAGAACCAGGAUGGAUGAAGACCUGCUGAAGACCGGAGACUUCAGUCUGACUCUGUGUUGGCCCACAAAGAGAGACAGUGGAAAGUACAGAUGUUUAAUCUACAGCCUGAAGGGAAACCUUCAGAGAGAGAAAACGGUUCUGCUCAAAGUUACAGAGAGACGACAGAUCCAUGAAGGAACUCCACUGAUCCCAGUUUGACCAGAGUCUGAGUGAAGGGUCUGAUGGAUGAAGAGAGGAUGCAGCUCCUUCCUCCAGUACUACCUCUGCAGCUUUGUCACUCAUCAAGCACCUGAUCGUAUAGGAAGUUAUUCCUGGUCAUGGAGUCACGAUGUGUGAGGGACUUUCUGUGUGAACAUGUCUGCAUCUGUGAGAAAAGAAUAAGGCUGAGACCAGUCAAUGUGAGAUGAGUUCAGGCAGAACCAGCCUGUUGGACGCCAACGCAGAGUUAGUCUCAAUGAUAUCACUUUUAGACUCAUUGGAUUUUCUCUUUUUUAUCAUGUAGUAAAUAUUUUUGCAUUGUGUAAUUUUCUGUUUUUUCCUGGACUCCAUCUUCAGAUGGAAAAUGUUUGUAGAGUCAAAGCUUGGUGUUUGUAAGAAAAUUCACAUUUUCUAUCAUAAUAAGAGCUUUGGUCUAAUUGA
Messenger RNA from Poeciliopsis prolifica (blackstripe livebearer), 2519 nucleotides. RefSeq lists its product as uncharacterized. The record is from RefSeq and is a predicted model, not a curated record. Gene Ontology annotation, biological process: cellular response to lipopolysaccharide; T cell costimulation; cell surface receptor signaling pathway. NCBI's taxonomy places the organism in Eukaryota, Metazoa, Chordata, Actinopteri, Cyprinodontiformes, Poeciliidae. Gene Ontology annotation, cellular component: external side of plasma membrane. The transcript is spliced from 8 exons. The coding region runs from base 213 to 2078 and encodes 621 amino acids.